Messenger RNA from Aspergillus nidulans FGSC A4, 2037 nucleotides. RefSeq lists its product as uncharacterized. The record is from RefSeq and is a predicted model, not a curated record. Gene Ontology annotation, biological process: carbohydrate metabolic process. Gene Ontology annotation, molecular function: hydrolase activity, hydrolyzing O-glycosyl compounds; endochitinase activity; chitin binding. The coding region runs from base 1 to 2037 and encodes 678 amino acids. NCBI's taxonomy places the organism in Eukaryota, Fungi, Ascomycota, Eurotiomycetes, Eurotiales, Aspergillaceae. The transcript is spliced from 6 exons.
AUGAGUCCACCAAAUCGCAAAAGCUUUGCGACAAACGUAGCUGCUUUCGUUGCGGAACACGAGCUUGACGGUGUGGACUUUGAUUGGGAAUAUCCAGGGGCCAUAGACAUACCAGGGACCCCACCGGGCCUUGAAACCGACGGCCCGAAUUACUACAAGUUUCUUAUCGUCAUGCGUGGGCAGCUAGCCAAAGAAAAGUCCUUACUCAUUGCUGCACCGGCUUCAUACUGGUAUCUCAAGGCCUUUCCUAUUGCCCAGAUGGCUAAGCAGCUCGAUUACAUUGUGUUCAUGGCUUAUGAUCUCCACGGUGAGGUGGGCUCCACACGGUUUAGUCCAGUGGCUAAUAUAAGAAAGGCAAAUGGGAUGCCGGUAACCAUUAACCUUACUGAGACAACCUAUGCUCUUUCUUUGAUUACAAAAGCCGGAGUCCCAACCAACAAGAUUUUUGUAGGGGAAUCCAGCUACGGUCGCUCCUUUCUUAUGAGCAAAAAAAAGGAUGCACGGGGGCUAACUGCUUCUUUGAAGGCGACCGGCUCAACUCUCCAGCAGCAAAAGGGUGUAUGUACAGAUACUGGUGGCUACAUUUCCAACGCCGAGAUUGAUGAAAUUGCGAUUCUUGGUGACAACGUCCAAACGUGGCACGAUGGAGCUUCGAACUCGGAUAUUAUGGUGUAUAAUGACACUCAGUGGGUGGCGGAUAUGAGCAGGACAACAAAAGAAACCCGGCGCUUACAUUGGAAGAACUACAACUUCGCGGGAACCAUUGAUUGGGCUGUUGUUUUACAGUCAUAUGCAGAUGAUGAAUACUACGACUAUGAAACGGGAGAGGGAGGCGAGGAACUUCUUCCACCCUUGCCUGAUGACCCAGACUGCAGCGGCUCAUACCAUGACUUGGAAAGCAUCGAGAAGGAUUUCGGCACCAUAGAUGAACUCUGUCUUGGCCAAUACAUCCUCGAAGUUCUCCAGAAGAACUUCACCUCGUCACUCGCCGCGUACGAUGAUUUGAUGAAAGAUGGCUACGACGGCAAAUUCAAAACCUAUGCCAAAUCCGUGGUCUCUGCGUCUAAAAAGGUUGUCGAGAACUUUAUGUACGAGAACGGCAAGAGCUACUUCAGCUGCUCGUCACAGAGACCAUCAAGUGUAGACUGCCGCUAUUGCGAGGAAUACGACUGUAUCCCUGAGGGCAACUGCGAUAACCCAGAGGUCCACUGCGAGACGCCCGAAUACAGGUAUCGAAAUAUGACCCAGCCCUGUCCGCCGGAUUACUCGCUGAGGGGGCAGUGCCAAACUAUAGACGCCCGGUAUUCACAAUCUGUAUACUGGACGCUUGAGUACCCCGACGCCUUCUGGGCGGACCUUUACACGGAGACGGGAGUGGCGCAGGAGGAUAUUGAGCGGAAGAACGUGAGGCAUUUCCCGUGCUACCUAACGGAGAAACAUUGCGAGAACACAUAUUGGGACUAUAACUUCCCUGUUCCUAGUGAAUACGACGAGGAGGAUGUGGUUAACCCUAAGGAUGUGGUUUCAGAAGCGUACAACAAACUAAAAGCCUUAUUGCCGCAACUUAGUGACGUCGUCGAAAGGGUAAAGAACGAGAAGUUUUUCGGCGACAUCAACGAGCUGAUUGAUGCUGUUUCCAUGCCUGUGCUUAUGGUCUCUGAUGCAAUUGAGCACAUGCAGUCCAUCAUCGAAAUUGCUAAGGAAAUUGAAGAGGCUAAAGCCAAAGCCAUCCUCUUUGCUUUUAUGGGUGCCAUCAUCUUCUUCGUCCCUGUCAUUGGCGAAGUCAUGGGUGCCGUCAGCUCGUUGGCAAGUAUUGGUCGCAUUGUCUCUCUACUUGGUGCUACGGGAAAUGUUGGCUUGGACGUCUAUACAAUCCUUGAUGAUCCAGAGAAUGCCCCACUGGCGAUAUUUAGCUUGAUAUUGUCGCCUCUAGCGCUUAUGGAUGUUGUCAAGGUUGGCCAGGCUGCGAGAGCCCGUAGGGAGAUGCCUACCAGCAAUGUCGCAAUUCUGGGGGAUAGGCUCAGCGCCCGACCUUAG